Messenger RNA from Trichomonas vaginalis G3, 531 nucleotides. RefSeq lists its product as uncharacterized. Lineage: Eukaryota; Parabasalia; Trichomonadida; Trichomonadidae. The transcript has a single exon. The record is from RefSeq and is a predicted model, not a curated record. The coding region runs from base 1 to 531 and encodes 176 amino acids.
AUGGAUACUCUCAUAAAUGAAGAAACUAUUGACAACAUAGAUGUCGAACUCUCUUCUGAGGGAACAUUGAAGUUCAGCAGCGAGAAAGAGUUUAAGAUACCAAGAAUGAGUCAUAGAGUUCAAUUGCUUCUGGGUGCAUACCAUAUGACAUUUCCUUUGAAAAGUGUUGACAAAACGAUUGAGAUGAAAUCUGUUCCAUAUGUAUGUUAUGGCAACUGUUUGUACAUUGAGUCAAAAAUAGCUAAUGUCACAGGUAUUUCAGGAGUUAAUAGUAAAGGUUCAGUAGAAUAUAAGUCUUUCUGUUAUGAAGUAAAUUCAAUGUUCAUUCCAAACGUUCCUGUCAUAGCAACUCAUUUAGGUAAAUGGGUUCGCAUUAGUCCUCAUAAUUUGAAAGACAUGCAAUUCAGACUUGUUGACUUUCAAGGAGAGCCUGUAGAACUGAAGGCACCAGUGCGAAUGACUGUUGAAGUUGACUUUUUAGAAAAUAUUAAAUGCAACAGCUUACAAGAGAACUCAGAGCUAAAAAUAUAA